AUGGCUCUCAUGAAGAGCUCUCCUGCUAAGGCCUGCUUCAAGUCCAGCUGUCUGAAUUCUGCUCAUGCUCAACUGGGGGUCUUACACAAAAUGCUCUGCUCAGGCGCAAGACCCAGGCCCAACACCCCCUGUCAGUUUCCUCUUCCUCAGAAUCAGCAAGGCCGCUGUAGGGUAAGGAGGUGCUCUGUUCCCACGGAACGUUCUACAGCUGGACCAUUGACCCCCGCCCAAGCCGACACACUAAGACAGGUCCAGGAGAUUUUGGGGGGGUUGAUGUCUGGAGCCAAGUGUAAAUUGGACCCAGCUAAAGUCACAGAACGGCUGCUGAGUCCCAAUGGACCAUUGCGCGACAUUCGUAGCCUGCAAACCCAGCUUCAGAGCUUGGAGGGAGUCCUGGAGACGAGCCAGAACACCAUCAAGAUCCUGCUGGAUGUCAUACAAGACCUGGAAAAGAAAGAAGCUGUGCGAGAUGGACAUUUGUACAGAACUGGACAGGACAUUGAAAACUGUGGCACCUGCAGGGACUGUGCCUGCAUCAUCUACAGGUAA
Messenger RNA from Knipowitschia caucasica, 549 nucleotides. The record is from the annotation of a GenBank genome assembly. Lineage: Eukaryota; Metazoa; Chordata; Actinopteri; Gobiiformes; Gobiidae.